Messenger RNA from Diplodia corticola, 723 nucleotides. Its product is annotated as recombination hotspot-binding protein. Gene Ontology annotation, cellular component: nucleus; cytoplasm. Gene Ontology annotation, molecular function: single-stranded DNA binding; RNA binding; sequence-specific DNA binding. Gene Ontology annotation, biological process: RNA metabolic process. The transcript has 7 exons. The record is from RefSeq and is a predicted model, not a curated record. Bases 1 to 723 code for a protein of 240 amino acids. Lineage: Eukaryota; Fungi; Ascomycota; Dothideomycetes; Botryosphaeriales; Botryosphaeriaceae.
AUGACUGAAAGACAGGGAAUGGUCGAUCCGGCCAUCUUCGAGCAGCUCCAGGAGCGCGUCGACCAGGACUCGAGCGUGCGCGAGGAACUCCGCGACAUCAUCCAGGCAUUGGAGAAGCACGGCCGUUCUGCUCAGUCUGUUCUCGCCCGUGCUCACUCGACUCCUUCUGCUGAGCUGCCUAAUGUUGUCACCGCCGCCGAAAGCGCCAUCCGCCAGGAGAUCGAGGCCGUCCAGAAGCUCGCUGAGGCUGCUAGCAAGCAUCCGUACUACAAGUUCAAUGGCAUCUGGUCUCGCCAGGUCCAAGACACUAUAUUCACGAUUCUGUACUGCGGCUACCUUGGAGGCUUUGCUUCCGAGGGCAGUGGUACCAGGCCCGGCCGUCUGUUGACGAUCGAGGAAGUUGGAGGCAUCAUGAACGUUCCGGUCAACCUGAAGGACAAGGACGCCUUCCACAUCACCAUAGAAGAGUACCUGCAGGCUCUUAUCUCCCUGAUUGAAGAGCUGGCUCGCCUCGCUCGCAACUCUGUCACUCUGGGAGACUACACGCGCCCGAUGCAGAUUUCCCAGUUCAUCAAGGACGUCCACGCCGGCUUCCAGAUCCUCAACCUCAAGAACGACUCUCUGAGAAGGCGCAGCGAUGCCAUCAAGUACAAGGUCAAGGAGGUUGAGGAUGUUGUCUACGAUCUCUCUCUUAGGAAUCUGGUGCCUUCGGAAAGCAGCUGA